GUUAAGGUGCGUCUUCGCAAAUUCCUCAUAUUUCUCAAUUUGCGUCCUACCACGAAGUAAUUUUUUGCAAUCAAAGUCACGAAAAAGCAGCUCUAAAAAUGGUGCAAACAUAAAGAAGGAAAUAUGCCAAAGUAGAUAGGAUAUUUUUGAAAAUCUAUACAUACAAGGGCAAAAAUAUUUGGUAUUUAAGGUGCACUGCAAAUUCCCUGGCAGACGGACACCAGCGAAAGUGAAGUAUAAGCAAGAAGGCCAAUCAAGUUGGCCAAGCUGGGAAUAAGAAUACUCUGCAAAAAAAGUUGGAAUACAUAUGCAAAAUAAAUUCCAAACAACAUGGCAACAUUAAAUAUCAAGCCUGUCGUGACGACGGUGGGAGGAGCCAAUGCCAAUUUAUUGUCUAAUUUACCAUCAACCGCAGAAAAGAAUAAACAAUGGCAAAGAGAACUUCUUAUGGAGCGUAUACGCUCGCAUUCGUCACAGCACAAAACAUUUCAGGAGCUCUCCAAAGGUAUGCGUAUGGGAAUGUUAGAGAAACGUUAUCCGCUGGAUGCUGUGGAAAAAUCCAAUCUGCAAAAAUGUUUGGAUAACAUGCAACACUGCAUUAAGGUCACCUCUCGCCAGGGUCUGGUCGAAAGAUUGGAAAGUCUUUCGCGUCAGCUGAGUUUGAAAUUUUCCGAUGAUACAAAGGCUUUGUUCAUAUCAACUGAUAUGUUUUAUCUGGAGAUACUUUUGGACUCUAAUGGCUCGUUGACGGAUGUUAAGGUACAUCAUGAGUCGAAGGUGGAGCAACAAUCUUGUAGUGAGUUGGUAGACUGCUUAAAUCGAGGAGAUUUUGCUGAUUUCACUGCGCAGCUGGAGGGUUUCUCUUCGAUAUAUCAACUGAACGCGGAAUCAAAAGUUAAAAUCAAAGCAUACGAUGCAAUGCAGGCUAUGGAGACGGAUUUGUACAAUAUAUUCCAAAUGCAAAACUUCUCUAAAGAUGCGGCUCAAGUUUUGCAAGAUUCAGCGGUGGGAAUUGUGAUGCAACGUCGUGGUGGCCAUCCCAUGAGACUUGUAUACUUUGUAUCUCCGUAUGAUUUGAUAUCCUUGGAAACCAAGACCUUGCAACCUAUAAAUUUGGAUACGUUUAGUAAUAAGAAAAUCGGUUUUAGUGUUACGGUGAACUUGGAAGCCUCCUCAGCCAACAAAUUACAAAUACUACCCACAGUAACGUUUUCAAAGGAUCCUCAAAGUGGCAUGGAUAUGCCGGUAUUUGCUCCUUUGACGCAAAUGAAUUCCAUGCUCUUGCCUGCAACUUUUGUUCUAAGACUAAAUAAAUCCUUGCCGGUAUGCUACAAUACAAUGCGCGCAAUGGGAUUGUGCCCGGCAGCCAUGGGUGGUGAUAAUACUGCCUCCAUGAGCUCGUCCUCAACAUUGGAGUCCCAAAAUAAGCCACCGGUUAUAGCGAAUAUCAUGAGUUUGGUGAUACAGACGGCAUCGGAACAACAGACCAAGACUUCCCAAAAGGGAUUGUUUGUGUGUCUGCCAGAUCAAACGCAUUGCUAUUUCUUUACGGAAAACAAGCUGAUGAAGUCAACUUUGAUACACUCUGUGCCGUUUACUGAACCCUCACAAGUUCAUAAAAUCUUGGAAUUCUUGAAAAAGAUGGCUUUGUUCUACUCCUUGCUGGCAAGUUGUGUGCGGCCACAAUCCAAAAUGGGAAUUGACGUGGAUUCCACUACUGUACUGGAAGUUAAUGCAAUAUCCUUUCAACAAAUCUCCGUGGCCCUGCAACAUCCUUAUGAGGAGUCCAUGGCCACUGUUGAGUUUGAUUUACGGAGUGGAGUGCCUCAAUGCACCAUCUAUAGCAUUAGCAAGAACUAUGACAUACUCUCCAUCAAGUUGACCAGUAUCGUACAAAAAUGCCUCUCUAUACCUGUAACUAUUAGGGCCUUACUCAAGUUUUGGGAUCAAGAACGCAUAAAAAUGUUUCAACGUAAUCUGGGUGCAACAACUGCGGCUCUAGGUGGUUCAGGCGGCGGUCCCAGCGCCACAAGUGGAGGUGGCAAUCCACAUAGUUCAUAUGGAAAUUUUAGUAUGACCGGUGGUUCCAACGAUCCUGGAGGUGGAAUGGGCCGAAUGCCAGGUAUGGGUGGCGGCGGUAGUGGUGGUUUGCCUGGAGGUGUUCCCAUCAAAAUGGAAACCAAUUCUGUGGGCCAACAGAGAUUAUCGUCGCAAAUGCCGGCGGUGGGAUCUGCAGGGUUUCUUAAGUUCAAAAGUGCUGCUGGUGAUAUUAAGCAGGAGGAUUUUCAUGAGAGCCCAAAGAGUCAAACAACAACUUCAAUUCUAGCAGCCGAUACUAUGACUGCAUCGAACCUAAUGCAAUCUAAUUUAGAAGUGAACUCUUUGGGCCAUCAACAACAACAACAACAACAAAAACAACUAGAACAACAGAUUGCUGAUCAUGAUAUUGCCGAUAAAUACAAAAAUAUUUGGAAAGACAAAACCACCAAUCUAAAAAAUUCUGUAAGUAUUACACCCAUCAAUGCGGAAAGCUCAAACUCAACGCCACUGGAUGUCAAACGUACUGGUGGCAUAGAGAUUAUCCCCCUUACAGGACAAUCAAAUAAUCCCUCUGUAAAUGCUGCAUCCAAUGCAACGAGUCCCAUAAAUAAUAAUGGAUCCACUACCAUUACCAUAACACCCAUAAAUGCUGGUUCUUCGUCCUUGGCCACGUCUUCCUCAAGCUUGGUUAAUAAAGAGAAAAAGUUGGCAUCAUCAUCUGCAAAUAGUUUGGGACCAUCAGUAGGCACAAUACCAUCUUCCUCAUCCUCCUCCUCGUCGUCGUCCUCAUCGAGCAAGCGUUCUCUAGAUUCGUCGGAGGGCCAAAAAGAUAAAAAGCGUAAAAAGAGAAGAGAUGAUUCGCCUAUGGGGCCUCCAGAAAAGAUUUUCUCAAGACAAAAUUCACCGGCAGGUUCCAGUGAGGCAGCUGUAACAACAGUGGCUCGCAAAUUUUCUUCACCCUCCUCAUCACCCAAAGGAUCCUCCGGUGGUCUACUGGCAACUUCGGUGGCGGGUUCCUCCCUUUCAGCGCGGCCUAGUCCCAAGCACUCACCUGUUUACAGCAGCCCCAAACACAACACUGCCUCGAAUAGCCCCAAAUCACCGUUUGGCACCCAUUCUUCUCCCAAGCAUGGCUCUUCGGGUAAGCCUAGCAUGUCUACCCUCAAAAGCGCCACAGCUGCCAGUCCAAAGGAAAAAUCAUCCAGCUCGUCUUCUUCCAUGACCUCAGCUUCUGUACUAAGUACAGCAGCCUUGGUAAGGUCAUUGACAUCAUCAUCUGGCUCAUCCUCCUCCACUUCUUCACCAUCCACAUCUUCGGUCAAUGCCAAGGCGGCAGCAGCAGCAGCUGUCAAAUCCAGCAUGGGUGUCACCACAAUGCAGCAAAUGAAAUCUGUGCCGGGUCUAAGUCUUAUGACGGCGGCUGCGCCCUCUAACUUUGCCGGUGGCUCCAACAGUGCUUUGGAUUUGAAUGCUGGCAUGCGUAAAGGUGUUGCCGCUGCGGUUAGUUUGAUGACGUCGACACCAACUACAGCAACAAUCUCCAAGUCUCCAAUGUCGGUUCAAUUGCCGGUGUCAACUCAGGCGGCCCUGGUGGGCUUGGAGCCACAGGACAAAGUCAAGCAGCGGCUGCAGCCUCAAGUGCCAAUCUCUCUCCCUGGCAUCAAUGAGGAUAAUAAAACGUUAAAGACUAAAAAUGCCUGCACUCAACAGCAGGCAAUAAAUAAAACCAGUGGUGGCAUUGGUAGCAAUUGCAACGAUAGUGGCAAUAGUGAAUAUAUGGUCAAGACAAGUCAGGAAGGUUUGAAAUUAACCAUCAACAAAACCAGCAGCAGUACAACAACAAGCAAGUUGUCCUCCUCAUUAACCUCGAGUUCAAGUUCCAGUUGCAGUUCAACUUUUCCUUCAUCUACAUCAAGUUCAUCCUCCAAAUCAGUUUUAAAAUCUAAACAAGGUCUAGGAUCUCCCUCCUCUCAUCAUGGUUCUUCAUCUUUGGCUUUGAAUAAGAAAAUACACACAGGAUUAAAGCCUGGCGUUAGCAGUGGACCGGCCUCUAAAAAGCCCUCCUCACCAACUUUAUACAAAUCAUCUUCCUCGUCCUCCUUAGGAUCAUCCAGCAAACAUAUGUUUCAAAAAUCCUAUUCCUCGGGUAGUCUUAGUACAAAAUUAGGUUCUGGCUCUUCAAAUUCCUCAUCGUCAGCUUAUGGCCUGUCCAAAAGUCAUAGUACAAAUUCAUUUGGGGAAUAUCGCUCAAGAACCUCCAAGAAAUCUCAUAGUGCUUCCACUUCACCGGCUUUGCAGACACCCUAUGCUUCUUCGACAAACUCACAGUCACAGCCAGCCUCCAGAUUAGAUCAUCAGGCGGAUAUGCUGAAGAUAUUGCAAUAUGCCUCACCCACAAUGGCGGCCAGUAUGGAGGGUUUUAUGAAAGGAUUAAAUUCUAAAUUUCAAAUACCAAAACUAUCGCAGCGCAAUAGUAACAGCGCAAGUGGGUCGUCCACCAACAAUAAUACAUCAUCAACUGCUAGCACCAGCACCACUUCUACAACUACAACCACAAUUAUUGCCAUAAACCCCAGCGAUAAGAAAUUACCUUCAUGUCCAACAACACAAAAUCAACCAGCCCACUCCAAACAUCAUACUCAAUCAUCCAUGUCCACACUCUCCACAAAUGUAAACCAAGGUACACCGACAUCAUCAUCAUACUCGUCAUCGUUAUCCUCUUCGAAAUCGGUGCCAGCUUUCGAAAGUUCCGCCCCUAGUAAAUCGACUUCAUUGGAUUUUCUUAAUACCGCCACAAAAUCCUCGGUAAAUCCAACACAUAUUGGUGAUGAUGCUAUGCGAGGAACAUCAGCGGCCACCACAGCACCGCCUUCAUUAACGAGUAAAUGACAAUGUCCUUCCGUUGUUGCCGCAGUGUCGCCAUAUGCCAUUCCCUACUGGCUGCCUCUCUGUCUAUUUUGCAUAUAAAACCGUUUGGCCCUUAAAUGUGAUUAAAUUUGGUACAAUAUAAGAAAUCGUUGCCGUGUUACCUACGACUUGUUGUCUGCUGUUGACUGGCCACAACCAAUACUGUGAGUAAAAAUGGAUUAAAACGAUGGUUGGAUGAUUGACUGCUGCGGCUGGUGCUGCUGUCCUCAGGAUAGUUUUUAAGUAAAAUCCUCUUCCAUCUUGCAGUGGAUACGUCAUCAGCCUCUUGCCUCGCUCACACCAGCCAGUCAAAAGUUAAUUAAGUCUUAUAGUUGUGUACUGCCUUAAAAGCAAAUUGUUGGUAAUAAUUUGAAAAAAGAGAAAAGAUCGAAAAAAGUGAAUUAACAUAUUAAAAAAAAAAACACACACACACACUUACAUUGUAAUUUUGUUAUAAAAGUAUGAAAAGAUGAAAAAGAAAAAAUUAUGGAAUUUA
Messenger RNA from Stomoxys calcitrans (stable fly), 5443 nucleotides. It is a transcript of the gene MED1, whose product is annotated as mediator of RNA polymerase II transcription subunit 1. Bases 331 to 4929 code for a protein of 1532 amino acids. The record is from RefSeq and is a predicted model, not a curated record. NCBI's taxonomy places the organism in Eukaryota, Metazoa, Arthropoda, Insecta, Diptera, Muscidae. Gene Ontology annotation, biological process: regulation of transcription by RNA polymerase II. Gene Ontology annotation, cellular component: mediator complex. Gene Ontology annotation, molecular function: transcription coregulator activity. The transcript has 5 exons.